Messenger RNA from Lagopus leucura (white-tailed ptarmigan), 1457 nucleotides. It is a transcript of the gene MARS1, whose product is annotated as methionyl-tRNA synthetase 1. Gene Ontology annotation, molecular function: methionine-tRNA ligase activity; ATP binding. Gene Ontology annotation, cellular component: aminoacyl-tRNA synthetase multienzyme complex; cytosol. Gene Ontology annotation, biological process: methionyl-tRNA aminoacylation. The transcript has 11 exons. The annotation marks the transcript as partial. NCBI's taxonomy places the organism in Eukaryota, Metazoa, Chordata, Aves, Galliformes, Phasianidae. The record is from RefSeq and is a predicted model, not a curated record.
ACCGUGCUUUGGGGGCAGGCUCCUCGCUGCAAGCUGUGCAGUGGCAGCCCUGUGGUGCGGCCCACGCGGCAUCUCUUCCUUGACCUGCCCAAGCUGGAGGAGCGGCUGCAGCCGUGGCUGGAGAAGAGCUGGGCUGCGGGGAACUGGACGGCCAACGCGCGCUACAUCACGCGCUCCUGGAUCCGCGAUGGGCUGCGGCCGCGCUGCAUCACACGGGACCUGCAGUGGGGGACGCCUGUGCCUCUGGACGGCUUCAGGGACAAGGUGUUCUACGUGUGGUUCGACGCCCCCAUCGGCUACCUGUCCAUCACUGCCAACUACACGGAGCACUGGGAGCGCUGGUGGAAGAACCCGCAGCAGGUGGAGCUGUACAACUUCAUGGCCAAGGACAACGUGCCUUUCCACAGCGUUGUGUUCCCCUGCUCGCUGCUGGGCGCCGACGACAAUUACACGCUGGUGAACCACCUCAUUGCCACAGAGUACCUGAACUACGAGGACGGGAAGUUCUCCAAGAGCCGCGGCGUGGGGGUGUUUGGGGACAUGGCCAAGGACACGGGCAUCGCCGCCGACGUCUGGCGCUUCUACCUGCUGUACGUGCGGCCCGAGGGCCAGGACAGCGCCUUCUCCUGGAGCGACCUCAUGCUGAAGAACAACUCGGAGCUGCUGAACAACCUGGGCAACUUCAUCAACAGAGCCGGGAUGUUUGUCUGCAAGUUCUUCGGCGGCGCGGUGCCCCCCAUGGUGCUGACGCCGGAUGACCACCGGCUCCUGGCUCGCGUCACGGCGGAGCUGCGGCAGUACCACCGGCUGCUGGAGACGGUCCGCAUCCGCGACGCCCUGCGCUGCGUCCUCAACAUCUCCCGCCACGGCAACCAAUACAUCCAGGUGAACGAGCCCUGGAAGCGCAUCAAGGGCGGCGAGGAGGACAGGCAGCGUGCCGGCACCGUGACCGGCGUGGCAGUGAACGUGGCAGCGCUGCUGGCCGUCCUGGUGCAGCCCUACAUGCCGGCCGUCGGCGCGGCCAUCGAGGCGCAGCUCUGCCUGCCCCCGGAGCGCUCGGUGCUCAGCCACGUCUUCACCUGCACGCUGCCCCCCGGCCACCGCGUGGGCACGGUGAGUCCGCUCUUCCAGAAGCUGGAGAGUGAGCGCAUCGACGCCCUCCGCAAGCGCUUCGGGGGGGGGCAGGCAAAACCCCCCCAGCAGUCAGACCCCCCCUCAGCGCCAGGCGCGGCUCCCACCCCCCCCAGCCGCAUCCAGGAGCUGAUGGAGCAGGUGGCCCAGCAGGGCGACUGCGUGCGGCAGCUGAAGGCGAGCGGGGCGGACAGAGCGCGCAUCGACGGCGAGGUGGGCAAACUGCUGGCACUGAAACGGGAGCUGGCGCUGGCUCAGAACGCGGGGAAGAAAUAACAGAGCGGGACGGCGCCGUGCCACGCGUGUAAUAAAACACAGAUGCCGUA